AUGGAUGACGGAGGAAAUCAGGACGGGAAGAUUGAAUUAAAAAUAGACGAAAUAGUAAAGAUAUUAGGGCUUACCUGGGACAAGGAAUCGGACUCCUUUCAUUACUCAGUUCAACUUUCUCUUCUGCAUGAUGUUUAUACAAAACGAAAGGUAAUUUCAGACAUUGCCCGACUUUAUGAUCCGUUAGGAUGGCUGUCACCUUGUAUUGUUUCAGCUAAGUUAAUGAUACAAAAACUAUGGUUAGCUGGUAUAGAUUGGGACGAGGCAUUACCUGAUGAUUUGUUGGCACAAUGGCUUACUUACCGUUCUGAGCUCAACGAUGUCAGCAGGGUUAUAAUACCAAGGUGGAUAGGAAGUAAAAUUGACAGUUUUAAAGAAUUACACGGUUUCUGUGAUGCAUCUUCUGUAGCGUAUGCUGCAGCGGUUUAUCUCAGGUGCAUUACUGAAGACGGUAAAAUUGAAAUACACCUUGUAGCUGCUAAGACCAAAGUGGCGCCAGUAAAGCAGGUUUCAAUACCUCGGCUGGAGUUACUAGGUGCAGUUCUACUUGGAAGGCUUUUAACUGAAGUAGCCAAGGUGUUGAGUGUAGAGAGCAAGAAUGUUCAUGGAUGGACUGAUUCAACGGUUGUCCUGGCUUGGUUGAGUAAGCAUCCAAGUAACUGGACAACAUUCAUAGGCAAUAGGACAUCAGACAUAUUGUCAAAAUUAGACAAUACGCAAUGGGCUCAUGUUCAAACUCAACACAAUCCCGCUGAUGUCGCGUCCAGGGGAUGUGCACCUCUAGAACUUGCUGAAAAUAGUUUAUGGCUACAUGGCCCAUGGUGGUUACAAAAUUACUAUAUAGAAUAUGCACGGCCAAAAUCUAUAUCUACUGAUUUAGAGGAACGAACUAUUAAAACUCACCUUGUAAAAGAUACUGCAAUAGAUGUUCCAAUUUGGGAUAGAUUUUCGUCCCUUCAGAGGAUGAUUCGUGUCCUCGCAUUCUGCCGAAGAUUCUUAAAAAUCAAGGAGGUCAACCAAAAGCUCCAUAAGUUUGAGUCAUAUUUAACUUCCGUAGAGCUUAAUGAAGCUCUUGAUCUCUGUAUAAAAGAGUGUCAGAGAAGGGAGCUUGAAGUGGAAAAUACUCAACUGAAACGACUGAACUGUUAUCAAGAUGAUAGAGGAAUUAUAAGAGCACAGGGCAGAAUUAACAAAGCUCACCUUCCCGAUGACACCAAACAACCUAUCAUUCUUCCAAACAAGAGCAAUUUUACCAACUUAAUCGUUGAUGAUGCACACAAACGAACAUUACAUGGUGGCCCGUUGUUAAUGUUGAACUUCUUACGCACGAAGUACUGGAUAAUUGGUGCUAAAAGCUUGGUAAAAAGACAUGUACAUAAAUGCGUGACAUGUAUUCGAUAUAACGCAUCAACAAAAAAUCAAUUAAUGGGCCAAUUACCAUCUGCUAGAGUUAUGCCAGCGCGAGCAUUUCUUAACAGUGGUGUAGAUUUUGCUGGCCCAAUUAAUAUACGAAUGACCAAAGGUCGCGGAAACAAAAGCUAUAAAGGUUAUAUCAGUCUUUUUGUGUGUAUGGUCACUAAGGCCAUCCACUUAGAAGUAGUUAGCGAUCUCACUGCUGACAGUUUCAUAGCAGCCUUUAAGCGAUUUGUUGCUCGGAGAGGUCACGUAAGCGAUAUUUGGAGCGACAACGGAACUAAUUUUGUGGGAGCGUCUAAAGAAUUGAAACAAAUAGUUGAUAAUUCUUCUGUAGCCACUGACAUUCGCGAAUGGCUUAGUAAUCAAAAUGUCACUUGGCACUUCAUUCCCCCUCAUGCCCCUAAUUUCGGAGGUCUAUGGGAGGCAGGGGUGAAGUCAACUAAAUUUCAUUUAAAGCGUAUCAUGGGUGACUCCACCCUUACUUUUGAGGAGAUGACCACAGUUUUGUCGCAAAUCGAGGCAUGCCUCAAUUCAAGACCAUUGUCGAUCUUACCUGGAGACACUACAGACCCCUCACCACUCACUCCAGGACACUUCCUAGUUGGAGAACCACUUGUAGUUAUCCCUGAAGCUAGUUAUGAGCAAAGUAACAUCAGCACACUUAAGCGGUGGCAAUUGACGCAGAGAAUGAUGCAAAAUUUUUGGCGUCGUUGGUCAAACGAGUAUUUAACGCAUUGUUUACAACGCUACAAAUGGUCAAAACUUACCCCGGAACCUCAAAUAGGAGAUGUAGUUCUUGUUAAGGAGGAUAAUCUUCCACCGUCACGAUGGUUGUUAGGUAGAAUAGUUACAAAGCAUCCUGGCUUGGAUAACAUUGUUAGGGUCGUUACAUUGAAGUGUAAGGGAGUGCUUCUCAAAAGAGCAACAUCCAAACUUUGUGUUUUACCAAUAGCAGUUUAA
This is a messenger RNA of Pieris macdunnoughi, 2376 nucleotides long. The record is from the annotation of a GenBank genome assembly. Lineage: Eukaryota; Metazoa; Arthropoda; Insecta; Lepidoptera; Pieridae.